This is a messenger RNA of Diaporthe citri, 1611 nucleotides long. RefSeq lists its product as uncharacterized. Lineage: Eukaryota; Fungi; Ascomycota; Sordariomycetes; Diaporthales; Diaporthaceae. The coding region runs from base 1 to 1611 and encodes 536 amino acids. The record is from RefSeq and is a predicted model, not a curated record. The transcript is spliced from 4 exons.
AUGGGUAUCAUUGUGAGGAUGCUGGGCUCAGGCCUGGGCAUGGCGAGCGAAGCAAUACAAUCGGCGCCAAUUCCUACGGCUGAAGCUCCUCCGGAGUACGUUGAGGUUGCCGACGAAGCCACAGCCGAUCAGCUCGUACGCAGCGGCAAAGCUGAACGCGUUUCCGACUAUGCAGACGAGAAAAAGCGUCAGUCCAAGGCUUCCGAGGCGGGGUAUCCAGACGACGAUGAUGGCUCGACGAGUGACGACGACUCAGACAUUGUCGAGGUGGAUGACGAAGCUGCAUGGGAGCUAGACGACAUGGCAGAGCGUGUUGCGCCUCCUUCGUAUGCCGAGUCCGAGGCAGACCUGGUCACGCCAGCGGCCGCAGAGAACGAGUCUGAGGAGAGCAAAGUCAAGAAAGAAGAGCAAAUGAUCCGCGACCUGCUCAGUAUGGCUGGACCACCGCCUCAUCCCACCCAGCGGAUCCCAUGCCCGGUCAUAAUUCCUCAGAGGCGGCCACGGAACAAGGACCGGGGGUUCAUCAGGGCAUAUGCUCCCGUCCUGGACAACUGUGGUGUGAGCCAAGAAGUUUUCCUGAAAUUCCUCAAGGAUUGGCUUGCAGCCAGCCAGUCCGAUCCUUGGAUCGACAUCAUAUUCAUCGCAGCGGGUGUAGUUGGGUUUGUUCCAGAGUUGGCCUCUCAAAUCGUUAGCACGGUCGUCCAAGUCGUUGCCGGCACUGCAAAGGAGCUGCAGUCGCGCUCGAGGCGGAAUACCUUUCUCGACCGGGUGAAUCAAGAGCUGUUCAUGCCUCGCGGCUUGUAUGCCAUGGUCAUGGCAUUCAAGGACGAGGUUCCUGGGCAGCAGCCCCGUGGUCCCCUGAGUAAGCUCGCCAAUGCAACGGGCAAGGCGCUUUUCUCUGCGGAGAGGCUGGACAUCAACCAGACCGUUGCUAAAUACAGUAACCCCGAUGCCGAGAUGUCCAAGAUGAAGAAAGGAAUGCAGAAUAUCAGGCUCGUGAGCGGCAAAACGCAUGGGGAGAUCGAGCUGCCUGAAGCAGCUGCUCUGGUCUUUCCGGAACUGGAUCGAGCUGCGGAGUCGGACUUGAAACAGCAGGGCAAGGGCAAAGAAGCUGUGAACGAGAGCACGAAGGAGAAAUGGAAAGGAGCUGGGAAAUGGGUUCAAGACUACUUAGACCGAAAAGCUCAGGCUUCUUAUGAGAGAGAACACCAAGGCUCAUCCCUUGCCGUUCCGGCAGACGCCCGCCCAGCCUUCUCCUCACGCUUCAGCGACCCCAACCAUCCUGCUAACAGCGGGUCUCUGAUCUCCCUGCUCACAGGGGGAAAUGUCAACCCGGCUGCCAGGCGCCAGGAGCGCCGCGCUGCCAGACAAGAUCGGAGGGCGAUGAAGCGAGAGUACAAGGACCAACGGCGCAUGGCUCGCGGCAGAGCACCACGAGGGCCCAGACAGCCAAGAAGGCCAAAGGGCCAGCGGAAGAAGGGCAUCAUCAAGAAGAUUCUUCAGCAGGAUGUCCUGUAUCUGUUGAUAGUGAAUUUGCCCACGGAACAGGAGGUACAGGAGUCUGUGGCGAGGCUCGAGCGGGUUAUGGCAGAGAACCACUCGAAGUCGUAA